Sorex araneus (European shrew) is the source of this 2595-nucleotide messenger RNA. RefSeq names its product solute carrier family 16 member 13 (gene SLC16A13). The coding region runs from base 1080 to 2423 and encodes 447 amino acids. The record is from RefSeq and is a predicted model, not a curated record. Gene Ontology annotation, molecular function: monocarboxylic acid transmembrane transporter activity. NCBI's taxonomy places the organism in Eukaryota, Metazoa, Chordata, Mammalia, Eulipotyphla, Soricidae. The transcript has 5 exons. Gene Ontology annotation, biological process: monocarboxylic acid transport; transmembrane transport.
GGGGCUGAUUGCUCCAGUGGUAACAACUUGCUUCUUUAGUCUCUCCCAUGAGAUCAAAAAGCGUUGUUAGGAAGUGGGUAGAGGACAACGGAAAAGACUGCAGCCCCGCUGAAGGAGUAGGUAGUGCUGGUGCAGCCCAGAGUGAUCUCACAGCCUCCCUUCCUCUCCCAGGUUAUUUUUGGUCUUUGUGACCUGUAGGUUUCCUGUUAGUUGGAACAGAAGCACAGGAACUUGUUCCCACUGCGGAAUAAAAGCCAGAAGUCUAACAACCCAUUCCUCUUGGCCUUUCGGCUCUUCAAGAAUCCAGGGACCUAGAUUAUGCUAUGUUAGUGGCCUCCUGUAGCGAACUACUUAAAAAAAAAAAAUUUCAUAAUCCCCCCCACUUUCCUGUAUCUGACUAUGAAACUCCUGGAACCCUCAUAUAGUAAGGGUGUCUUUUUCCCGCCUGAAACGACUUGCCUAUUACCGUCUUCUCCCCUCCUGGACGCCUUACAUGCAGGUCUUUUGUGAUCAAACCGAAUGCACUGAACCGCACGGUGGACGAGAGAAGGGUCAGCCCCUGUCACGUGAGAUCCAUUUUAGUCGAUUUCUUAAAAAAAAAAAAAACUCUCCGUACGCAUGCGCCUAACUCCCCGCUAGGUGGGGAACUGGCCUCUAAACUCCGCCCCACGGUCCAGCUCCGCCCCCCUGCUCAGGAGUCGCAGGUCCUCAUUGGCGAGCGAUGUACUGGGAUGUUGACCUGGGCGGCCAGGUGCUGACACUCGGAAUGAUAAAAUAAAUCAUCCACGCGGAGGGUGGAGCCCCGCAGAGGUGGAGCUCUAACCCAGCGCCGCCCCUAGCUCCGAAGAAGGAACCUUAAGACUGUGCGUUCUGUUGCGCCCCGACUUAGGCGCGCUCCUCUGAGUCGUCGGAGCCACGCCCCUGGACUCUUAUCUGGGGGCUCAGCCGCCGGCCUGGGAUUCACCAGUAAUUCGCCCCUCUAAGGAAAAGGCGCAGGCGCCCCACGCAUUCUCUUUGAAGCUUCCCAGGCAUCAUCGCUCCUGCAGGAACUCUGCGCCCGCAGCCUCAUUACCUGCCAAAUGGCGCCAAGGGCCCAGCCCCCCGACGGGGGCUGGGGAUGGAUGGUGGUGCUCUCAGCGUUCUUCAUGUCGGCGCUGGUGUUCGGGGUGCUGCGCUCGUUCGGCGUCUUCUUUGUGGAAUUUGUGGCGGUGUUUGAGGAGCAGGCAGCGCGGGUCUCUUGGAUUGCCUCCAUAGGAAUCGCGGUGCAGCAGUUCGGGAGCCCAAUGGGCAGUGCCCUGAGCACGAAGUUCGGACCCAGGCCCGUGGUGAUGACAGGGGGUAUCUUGACUGCGCUGGGGAUGCUGCUCGCCAGCUUCGCUACCUCCUUGACCCACCUCUACCUGAGUAUUGGAUUGCUUUCAGGCUCUGGUUGGGCCUUGAGCUUCACUCCGACGAUGGCCUGCCUGUCACGUUACUUCUCUCGCCGGCGAUCUCUGGCCACAGGGCUGGCACUUACUGGAGUGGGCCUCUCUUCUUUUGCCUUUGCCCCUUUUUUCCAGUGGCUGCUCGUCCACUAUGCCUGGCGAGGGGCCCUAAUGCUGGUAUCUGCCCUUUCCUUACAUCUGGUUGCCUGUGGUGCUCUCCUUCGCCCACUCUACCUUACUGAGGAUCCUGUUGUGGGUGGCCCUGGGGUCCAGCUUGCCUCCUUACUUCGCCAUGGCCCCUUCCUCCGUUAUGCUAUUGCUCUCACCAUGAUCAACACUGGCUACUUCAUUCCCUAUGUUCACCUGGUGGCCCAUCUCCAGGACCAGAAUUGGGACCCACUUCUUGCUGCUUUCUUCCUCUCGGUGGCUGCUAUUUCUGACCUUGUGGGGCGUGUGCUUUCUGGGUGGCUAGGGGAUACAAUCCCAGGGCCUGUUGCACGACUCAUGGUGCUCUGGACCACCCUUUGUGGGAUAUCAAUGGCCCUGUUCCCUGUGGCUCAGAGUUUCACAGCCCUGAUGACUUUGGCGGUGGCCUACGGAUUCACAUCAGGGGCCCUGACCCCAGUGGCCUUCUCCAUGCUGCCUGAACUGGUGGGGACUGGAAGGAUAUACUGUGGCCUGGGACUGAUGCAGAUGGUAGAGAGCAUCGGGGGGCUACUAGGGGCUCCUCUGUCAGGCUACCUCCGGGAUGUGACAGGAAACUACACAGCUUCUUUCAUGGUGGCUGGGGCCUUUCUCCUUAUGGGGAGUGGAGUUCUCAUCACCCUGCCCCACUUCUGCUUCUCAGUUGCUACCUCCAAGCCUCAGGACCUUGUAACAGAUGCAUUGGAUACCAAAGCUCCCCUGCCCAAGGAAGGGCAGUCAGAUCCAGGAAGUCAGAAUUUGGCAGUACCAGGUGUCUUGACUCAUUUUGGUGCCCAUGGAACUACAGAACCUUAAACAUCUUAACCCAUGUCCCCCAGAGCAGGGCAGGGUUUCCUGUGAUGUUUAUGCCAACUCUUUGUAUUUUGUUGAGACUCAUCUGUUUACUGUCACCGUCUUUCCUGAAGAAUUCAGGAAUUUGGUCUGCUCCACUUGAAAAUCAAAGGUUAAGAGACUAUUUUACAUAUUC